AUGAAACUGCACUACACUAAAUUAUUAUUAUUUUUCUUUACAUUAAAUAUAUUGUUAACAUCAUAUCAUGCACAUAAUAAAAAUAAACCAUCCAUCACACCACAUCAUACACGAAGUACUACGUCACGAUUGUUAAGCGAAUAUGACACAGAAUCGUCAAUUUAUGAUAGUGAUGAUGAAAUCGAUUCAGUGAAGGAAAUUUUCGAACGACAAGCCUCACAAAGAUUACGAGAAUAUGACGAAAGGUUGCAAGAAAAACGACAAAAACGCAAAGAACAACGUGACAAAAAUAUACAAAAAAUUAUUCAUAAAGAUAAAAUGGAGAAAAACUUAGCAGAAAAAAUAGAAAAAGGUUGUCUUAGGUGUGGAUGUGGGCUAGGAAGUGUUGCAGGAAGUAUUGGAUUAUUUGGUGCGGUUGCUAUAAAUAUAUGGAAACCUGCGGCACUUGAUGCCGCUAUUACAGCAGCUCUAAAUGCAAAUGCUGUUAAGAUUGCGGCUGCCGCUAAUGCUGCGGGUGAGGUUAUAGGUAAGGCAUUAGUUAUUGCAGAAUUACAAAAAAUGGGUAUAUCAACUCUAAAAGGUCAGACAUUGAAAUCCUUUUUUAGAACAAUAUCUUAUAAAAAUGUCUCGAGCAUUACUAAAGCUGUUUAUGGACAACAUUAUGAGAUAUGUGUAUAUGAUCCUUCAAGGAACCUGUUAUCCUCUUUCGGUGACGUUAACCGUCAUAUUGGUAUUUGCAAUUCGGUGUGGAAACAAAUUUCAGCUGUAUCACAAAGAGGACAAUAUAUUUCACAUGAAGAAGUUAUAAAAAGAACUGUAGAAACUAUGAUGUCAGAAGCCGAAGUAUCAGCUAAAGCCGCUGCUAAGACUGCUGAAGCUGCUAAUAAAUUAGCUAUUGAAGAAGCACAAGAGCAAGUUAUGGAAGCUACAAUUUACAAUUGGUACACCACAAUUGGUUACACCAUCCUUGCCAUAUUAAUUAUAGUUUUAAUUAUGAUAAUAAUUUAUUUGAUUUUACGUUAUCGACGAAAAAAAAAAAUGAAGAAAAAAGCCCAAUACACAAAAUUAUUAAAUGAAUAA
Messenger RNA from Plasmodium falciparum 3D7, 1080 nucleotides. RefSeq names its product rifin. The record is from RefSeq and is a predicted model, not a curated record. Lineage: Eukaryota; Apicomplexa; Aconoidasida; Haemosporida; Plasmodiidae. The transcript has 2 exons. The coding region runs from base 1 to 1080 and encodes 359 amino acids.